AUGGAAAUUGUCCCGCCGCCUUUUCGAUUUGGGGCGGUCGAGGCCGACGUGUUUCGAUCCGCGCAGCCGACACUCAAGAAUUAUCGGUUCCUCUCCAGGUUGAAGCUUCGCACGGUGGUGUCGAUAGCGCCGGAGGGACCGAUGGAAGACGAGGCCAUGUUUUGCAGGGAACACUCGGCGCAACUAGUGCCGGUUCGCGCCGAGUUGUACCGUGAAGAGGCGGUAACGGUGUCGUGUCAGCAGGUGGCGCAGGUUCUGUCCAUUCUUGCCGACAAGGACAGGCUGCCGGCCCUGGUCCACUGCCCCGAUGGUCGCGUUCUGAGCGGGGUCGUGCUGUGGUGCCUGAGGCGGCUGCAGUGCUGGGACGAUCGGGCUUCCGCCGCGGAGUUCGCCCGGUUCUCCGGUGUCCUGCCCUCGAGAGAGGUGGAAAAGUUCGUGGAGAGCUACGGGGAAGAGGUCACCGUUCCGGCGAACGUUCCUAGGUGGCUGUGGGGGGGGGACAGGGCGCACUGGCACCCGUGCAUUCGGAUCCGGCAUCAGCCGCCGCUGGAAGUGUUCGAGCCGGACCCUCUCCCUUCCCAACAGACGCUCAGACUCGGCGAGACGCGGCGGCUCCGAAAGCCGAGCAGGGGCGAGGUCUACACGAGGACGGACUAUCUUCGAGUGCGGCGGGACUACAUGCACGCAAAAAAUAAGAUCCCUGGGGGAGGCGGGGGCGGCGGAGGCGGCGGGGGGGCGGGGGGGAGGGGAGGGAGCGGGAGCGUUGGCGCCAGGGGACAGGGGACGGGCUCGUCGAGGACAUCAACAUGA
Ectocarpus siliculosus is the source of this 810-nucleotide messenger RNA. The record is from the annotation of a GenBank genome assembly. NCBI's taxonomy places the organism in Eukaryota, Phaeophyceae, Ectocarpales, Ectocarpaceae.